Diversispora eburnea is the source of this 4599-nucleotide messenger RNA. The record is from the annotation of a GenBank genome assembly. Lineage: Eukaryota; Fungi; Glomeromycota; Glomeromycetes; Diversisporales; Diversisporaceae.
AUGGAUGAAUUGAGAAAACAAGUUCUAUCCAACUCGGGAGGUGAAGAGAGAGUUGAAGUUAAUCAAAGACAUUUGAUUGAUAAAAUUUUGGCAAGAUAUUCGGCAGAAUUUGUGGUUUUCAGAGAAUUAAUGCAAAAUGCAGACGAUGCAAAGGCAUCCUGCGUACAAAUAAUAUUUGAAACCUCAAAAGGCUAUAAUUUGAUGGAAUCAAACAUUUUUAAAGACAAAUGCUCUAGAAUACUAUUUAAAAACAAUGGAUUUGCAUUUCGACCUGAAGAUUGGAAUCGAUUAAAGAAAAUUGCAGAGGGAAAUCCUGAUGAACAAAAGAUCGGAGCUUUUGGCGUGGGAUUUUAUUCAUUGUUUUCAGUCUGUGAAGAACCAUUUGUUUCUUCCGGAGGUCAGGGAAUGGCCUUUUACUGGAAAGGCGAUCAAUUAUUUGCUAAACGUGCUGUGAUUAACCAAGAAGAUAUGACAUGGUCCACUUUUCUAAUGGAUAUGCGAGAAAAAUCGGAGGGAUUUACAGAAAAUCUUCGUGAAGUGAUCGUAUAUUUUAAUAAAAAAUGCAUAAUACACAUCAAAAAGAAAAUGGCCACACCACGACCUAUGAAUAUUCCCCCAGGUUUAAAUGCUAUUUCUCCUCAAAAAAUGUUUGUACUCAAGUCCGUUGAUGUUCGGCAAGUACAAUUAGAUGUCGAAAGAUUAAUAAUACAAAAAAAAGGUUUAUUUACAAUGUUGGCUACGAAUGACUUUCAGAAAGAAGAAACAUCUAUAUUUCUUCGAGUCGCUACUGGUCACUUGGAUGUACAAAUAACUAAAGCAUUUUCCAAUGAAAUGGAAAGAACAACCAAAAAGAAGCCUCCUAGUAAAACCACUAUUCAAAUGAUAUUUACUGGUUAUGACGAACAUAAUUCUUCUUCAGAUCGAAACGAAAAGAUUUCUGAAAUAUUUAAAAACCUACUUCCUUAUCCCGAACAAGGUCGCAUUUUUAUUGGAUUUCCAACACAUCAAACUACUGGUUGUAGUUCUCAUUUAGCAGCUCGUUUGAUUCCAACGGUCGAACGUGAAUCCGUUGAUUUAGUUGACAAAACUCUCGCAGUAUAUAACACCGAAAUGUUAUGCCUUGCUGGAAUUUUGUGUCGAAUUCUAUAUGAAGAUGAAAUGACCCAAAUUUCCAGACUUUAUAACGAGAUUGUUCAUACAUCAAUUGAUUCUGAAGAAGAUGAAGCAACCAAAACAAGCCGCGAAUAUUUUGAAAAGAAAGCAGCUCAUGCUCUUUCACAUUAUACAUUCAAAAAUAGUACACCAAAUAUCCUCGUAGGAAGAAUCGCUGAAUUACAAUUUCUUAAUUGUGCCACUCAACCCAUUUCUAUUCUAACAACUCGUGGAGUCAAACCGAUUAACUUAGCGCGGUUACUUAACCCAGAAAUGGAAGCAUUUAUCAAAAUGGUGCCAGUGGUUCCUAAAAUUUUGGUGGAACAAUGUGAUACCAUUAUUAAAAAGGCUAAAGAUGUUAUGAAAAUAUUAAAAGAAAUUACGUUAAAUGACCUCUAUGAAGAAUUGCAGAAUCGUACGUUGACUAAAGAAGAAACAAUGGCUUUGAUGAAGUGGUGGAUAUCUUAUUGCAUAAAAGAAAAACCCAAAUCUCUUUUGGAUGAAAUUAAUAAACUUUUGCAAUUGACUGUUUUGCAAAUUGAUCAAAAUAUAUUACAGAUGAGUAAUUUUAAAUAUUUCUUGAACCCAAGGGUGAUUCCUUGUGAGUAUGAUUUUCCGCCUGAUGUACUUCCGUACGUGAUAACUAAAAAUUUUAAAAAUGAUGAGCUCGAAAAGUAUUUUGGAGGAUGGAAAGAGUUGCCACUAGUCCAUUGGAUUAAAUUUAUAGCAGAACGAAACCAGUUCGAAACGAAUCCAGAUUUCGCAGAGAAAGUAUUAGGAGUUGUUUCUCGAAAUUUCAGUAAAUCUAAAAAAGAUCAAGAGUUAAUAAAAGAAAUACUCACGCAGAAACGAUGUAUUCCAACUAAACAUGGGAUGAUGAUACCAGAAGCCGCCUAUUUUCCAAAUGUAAAUCUUUUCCCUGAUUUGCCAACCGUUUCCUUUAAAACUAUUAAGCCAGUUGAUAAAGUAUUAUUAGAAUUUUUGGGUGUUCGAAAACAUGUUGAUUUACAACUUAUUUUCGAUCUAGUUAGUAAAGGGAAUUGGAAUCAUAUUCAACUUGCAAAAUAUCUUGCUAAAGAAUCAUGUAACUUUACUGAUAACGAAAUUAAAAGAUUGAAAAUUACAAAGAUCUGGCCAAAAGAAGACAAAACUCAAGUAAUUAACGGUAGUGAAGUUGGGAAUAAGAUUAAUAGAUAUACAGCAAGUGAAUUGUACGCACCAUUACCAGAAAUUAAAGAAUUUGGUUUGCCUAUUAUUAAUUGGAAUGAAAGAUGGUAUAAAGGUCAUGAUGAUGUUAAAUUUCUUUAUUCAUUGGGUCUACGAGAAUAUCCCCCACUCAAGACCAUUCUUCAACUUGCAUCAACGAAUAGUGAAUCAAAUCUAAGGGAAAAUGCUCUCAAAUAUUUUAUCACCAAUUUUAAAGAAAAAUAUGUUUCUGAUUAUAAUCCUCACGAGAUAAAAACUCCAUUUUUGCCAUGUACCGAUCCUAAGGUAUUCGAGACACCUAUGGGAUGCUUUUUAAAUUUUGGAUGUACGAUCAUGAAGUUCCAUGCUAUACGUUCUGAUAUUCGUUUUCGAGCUGAAGAAUUAGGCGUUCGCCAGCAUCCAACUCGUGAGCAACUUUUAAAUAGAUUAAUUCAAUUUCCUCCUAAAAACGAUUUUGAAGCAAGGGAAGUUUUCGGUUAUUUAUCCUCACAGCAAGCCAGUUUUAAUUCUUCCGAUUGGGAAAAGCUUUCAAAUCUUGCUUUUAUUCCAAUUCUUGCUAAGACUCAACCAUUCCAAAUUGUUCACGUUAGUCCACAAAAUUGUUUUUUCAAGAAUUCCGAGGAGAGCUUCCAGGAUUUUUUUUCAUACAUUGACUUUGGUGAAAAAGCAAAUAAAUUCUUACUAAGUUGUGGGGUUAAAAACGAACCAUCACCGCCCGAAUAUGCAGAAUUACUUGUGGGUUCAUCGAGUAAAUUUCUGGGUGCUUUGGCUAAUGUUGAUAAAUAUCUAGUAAUUCUUCGUAUUAUUGCUAUAAAUAUCCAAUCAAUAGCUAAAAAUAAAACUUUGUUCAACUUGAUGUGUCGUUCUCCUUUCUUGUUGGGUGUGCGAAAAGUAGAAAAUGAUAAUUCUCAAAAUUAUGAAUUGGCUUCUGCUAAAGAUAUAUUCAUAGAUGAUAAUAGAAAUUAUGUACAUGUUUUCAAACCGUUAACUGCACCUACAGAUCAAAUUUUGGAAGAAUUUUAUCAACCAAUAGGUCUUGGAAGAGCUUCAGAUAAUUCCAUUAAAUUGGGAAAAACUAUAGUUGAAAGAGCACAACUCUUCUAUUAUGACAUAUCUGAAUCUGAAGUUAAACGACCAUAUUCUUGGGUUCAAAGUUUGAAAGUCAUGGAGGUUGAGAAAAUAAAUGUUACUUAUUUACUUACCACCACCAAUCAAAAGGUGAUAGAACCAAUACCAUCAUGUAUUAUUCAGGAUAAUAUGAAGAAAUCUUGGUUAUUAUAUAUAACUCCUGGUGAACUUGAUUAUUUAGACAUCGCAACGCAUUUGGGAAAACACAUAUUUAAAAAAUCAAAAUUGAUGGAAGAAUCAUAUUUAGCUAUGCUUUUGACAACUCCAUUAACAAUUUUGAGACGUAAAUAUCCGGCGGCGAUUGAUCGCAUUUUAUCAAAAAAUAAAAACAAAACACAUUUUUCAGGCAAAGACGGGUCACAAGAUAUUGAAGAAAAUACCAAAAUAAUUAAAGGAAUGUAUCCGAAUUAUGACCUGGCUUAUAUUCGUGAAUGUUUGAAUCAAGAAAAUUCGAAUCAUUUAAUUAAAGUAGCCGAAAAGUUAGCUGCACAGAGUUCUUCUAUAACUCCUCAAGGUAAAAAUGACACAAAAUCUGGUUGGGGUUUUGAAAAAGUAAAACCUUCACUACCUGGAACCUCAACUACCAAGCCAGUGAGCCCAGAGAUUACAAAAAAUUUGCACAUUGCACUUCGAAGUGCAGUAAAGUCCUGUCGUUCUAAUUUAGGAAGUGCCAUUGAUAGUCAGACAACAACGAAUAUUGUCACUGAGAGUAAAGCAAGUUAUUGUGACGUUUUGCCAGGUCACUCGUUAUCUUUUGCUGGAAGGAAUAACGGGGUAGAACUUUAUGUCUCCAAAGACUUGGAUCCAUCAGAAAUUCUUGGUGCAAACAGGACUAAACCUUUAACUCGAUUUGUUAAUGUGCUUAGAGAUCUUUGCGAAGUUUUCGAACUUCACACUAAUGCGAUCCAUGUUUUUUACGAGAAUAGUUCAAGUUCGAUAGCAUUUAAUCGAGGAAAAGCAUUAUUUUUCAAUUUCAGAUACUAUCUUGGUUUGCAUUAUAAGGAAGGGGAUAUUUCUUCUACCGAAACUUAUUCAUAUUGGUACAUGACUUUUUGUCAUGAAUUAGCACAUAACUUUAUUUCACCACAUAAUUCAGAACACGAAGUGAGUUAA